Neodiprion fabricii is the source of this 609-nucleotide messenger RNA. RefSeq lists its product as uncharacterized. Lineage: Eukaryota; Metazoa; Arthropoda; Insecta; Hymenoptera; Diprionidae. The record is from RefSeq and is a predicted model, not a curated record. Gene Ontology annotation, cellular component: nucleosome. Gene Ontology annotation, biological process: nucleosome assembly. The coding region runs from base 1 to 609 and encodes 202 amino acids. Gene Ontology annotation, molecular function: DNA binding. The transcript has 2 exons.
AUGGGAAAACCAGUGCCAAGAACCUCGGCGCUCGUCGUUUCGGCAAUCCGAAAACUGCGAGAGGCCCAAGGUUCCACUUCGCGGGAGAUAAUGAAUUACAUAACCACGGAAUAUGACGUCAUCAAGCCGACAGUUAAACGACAACUGCAAGCGGCGCUGAAGCGAGGAGUAGAGUACGGAAUACUGACGCGUAAACACGGCCACUAUACCCUGAGCACUGAUGCCUGUAGGGUUCCAAUGACUAUGGGGGGUGAAGGAGGGCUGGUUGAGAGCUGCGGAAGGAAGCGACGCAAGUACCGGAAGUGCAAGAAGACACGGCGAUGCGCCCGUGGCUGUGUCCGGAGGCGGCGGAAAGAAAAGUGCGGCAAAAAGGGGAGGAGGAGGAGAAGCCGACGAAGGCGAUGCGGCAAACGCCACCCGACUCUCGAGCCCGAUAACUUGGCUUUGGACUGUAGAACCAGAAACGAGAUGAACGCCGAAAGAAGCGAGCACAGCAACAGAAGUCGAAGCAGUAACAGUCAUAGUCGCAACCGUAGUCACAGCGUGCAUUCUACUCGCACUGGCGGUAGAGAGAAAAGCCUGGAUCGACGUGAGAAGCAAGUUGAAUAA